UACCAAAAUCGAGGUAACUUGCCGAAUUGCCGUCAAAUUUCUUAGAUACAACGGCCCCGUUGUAUAACAUUACAUAAAUUCACUGGUUACGGACACGUUUUUUGUUCAAACAUUCUUCCCAGGAUGCUCUUGUCUAAAAUUAUCUGUGCCCUUCUCUUAUGUUCCCAAAUAUUUACAAUCAGCUCCGCAAAUAAUGUCGACGGUCACCGGAAUGUUACCCUCCGAACGACGGCGGAGAGAUAUCUCCAAAUAACAAAAGGGUCAUCGUUUAAGAUAGCGAUAUUUGCCGACUUGCAUUUCGGAGAGGACGCGUGGACACUUUGGGGUCCACAGCAAGAUAUCAAGUCAGUAAAGGUUAUGUCUACAAUCCUGGAUAAUGAACACCCAGAUUUUGUGGUUUAUCUUGGGGAUGUCAUUACAGCCAACAAUAUACCAAUUAAAAAUGCUAGCUUGUAUUGGAAUCAGGCAUUGUCCCCUACAAGAGCAAGGAAUACCCCAUGGGCCAGUGUGUUUGGGAAUCAUGACGAUGCAUCCUUUGAGUGGCCGUUAGAGUGGUUUUCUGCCACUGGAAUACCUCCAGUAAAUUGUUCUGCAAAUUUUUUUGGAGAGGCAUGUAGGUUCAAGGGCACACCACGUUCGGAGCUGAUGAAAAACGAGAUUGAGCAUAAUGCCUUUUCAUACUCUAGAAGUGGUCCUAAUUAUCUUUGGCCAAGCAUAUCUAACUACGUCCUUCAGAUUUCAUCAUCAAGUGAUUCCAAAGUACCAGUAGCAUUCAUGUACUUCUUUGAUUCCGGUGGUGGGUCAUACCCUGAGAUACUAUCAACUGCUCAGGCAGAAUGGUUUCGCGUCAAAUCUCAACAAAUAAAUCCUGAUGCAAGGGUUCCAGAGAUAAUAUUUUGGCAUAUACCGAGCAAAGCCUACACGAAGGUGGCCCCAAAGUUUAAAGGACAUAAGCCUUGUGUGGGCUCAAUGUUCAUGGAGACUGUAGCUUCACAAGAAUCUGAAAUGGGCUUAAUGAAACUUCUUAGAAGAAGGUCUUCUGUUAAGGCAGUAUUCGUAGGUCAUAACCAUGGCUUGGAUUGGUGCUGCCCUGACAAAGCUCUGUGGCUAUGCUUCGCUAGACAUACAGGUUAUGGUGGUUAUGGGAACUGGUCUAGAGGAUCUAGAAUUUUGGAGAUAACCCAAGAUCCCUUCGUACUGAAAUCAUGGAUUCGGAUGGAAGAUGGCCAUAAACAUAGUGAUGUUCUCUUGAGCUCUUGAACUGUUACAUACUUUUAUCCUCUUCUAUAUUAAAAAUUCUAAGAGAAGUGAAAUAAUGUGUUUUAUUGUUUUAUUUUAAUCAAGAGAAACCGAAUUGCACGCUUAUACACAUUGUCUGGUUUUAAUGGUCAGAAGACUCAGAACAGUUUAUGACUCGCAAAAUUGUAGUGCUACUUGAACAGAUUAGUUAUAUUUCAUAAAUUAUUGUGCUUUUAAAUA
This is a messenger RNA of Daucus carota subsp. sativus, 1479 nucleotides long. Its product is annotated as probable inactive purple acid phosphatase 16. Gene Ontology annotation, molecular function: hydrolase activity, acting on ester bonds. The transcript is spliced from 5 exons. The record is from RefSeq and is a predicted model, not a curated record. Bases 124 to 1260 code for a protein of 378 amino acids. Gene Ontology annotation, cellular component: cytoplasm. NCBI's taxonomy places the organism in Eukaryota, Viridiplantae, Streptophyta, Magnoliopsida, Apiales, Apiaceae.